CUUGGACUCAGCACAGGUGCCGAAGGGUACGCGCAAUACAGCCAAAGGCAAUAGUAAUAAGUUAAGAAAGGAGAAACGAGAAAGAAACAAAGAUUCUUAGAAAAGUUGAGUAGGAUCUCGGCGCUGCCAGCAUGGAGCUAACGGACACCUCUCUCUGUUCCUUCUCGUCUGCUGAUGACUUCUAUGACGAUCCCUGCUUCUCCACUUCAGACAUCCACUUUUUCGAGGAUCUAGACCCCAGGCUGGUGCACGUCGGGCUGCUCAAAGCCGACCAGGUGCCGACCGAGGACGAGCACAUUCGAGCACCCAGUGGACAUCACCAAGCCGGUCGCUGCUUGCUUUGGGCUUGCAAGGCUUGCAAGAGGAAAACGACCAACGCCGACCGCAGGAAAGCGGCCACCAUGAGAGAAAGGAGACGCCUCAGCAAAGUGAACGAGGCGUUUGAGACGCUCAAGAGGUGUACCUCCACCAACCCGAACCAGAGGCUACCCAAGGUGGAAAUUCUCAGAAACGCCAUCAGAUACAUCGAGAGCCUGCAGGCCCUCCUGAGAGAACAGGACGAUAACUACUUCUCGGUCAUGGAUCAAUACAGUGUGGAUUCAGAUGCCUCUAGCCCACGGUCCAACUGCUCGGAUGGGAUGCUGGAUUGCAGCGGUCCCGCCUGCAGCCGGAGACGCAGCAACUAUGACAACAACUACUUCUCAGAUUCGCCAAACGAUUCGAAAAGUGGUAAAAGUUCCGUUAUCUCAAGCCUGGAUUGUCUUUCCAACAUCGUCGAGAGAAUUUCCACUGACCGGCCGACUUGUCCGGUAAUGAUGGUUCCAGAUGCCGCUCUGGGCAGUCCUUCGUCUCCCCGGGAAGGAGCUACUUUGAACGACCCCUCAGCCAUGAUCCCAUCGCCGGACAACUGCACUGGCACCGAGAUCCCGACUGACAACCCUAUCUACCAGGUCUUAUAACGGCUAAGGUUAAGCGCCAGUCCCGUCUGUGCCCUGGUGGAAAUGACUGAAUCGAAGAAAACAAAAACGAGACGGUACUCAGUCACUGGGAUUGGUUGACAGCUAAAGGGUAAAGCCUUCCAAGAAUAGACCAUUUCCUGAUCCCCCCGAGAUCGCGAAUUCCCAACUACAUGUAGUACAAUCUAAACAAUCACCAUAAUUAACACUUGUCUGGGUUCAGUUACAAUUGUUGCUUUUUCGUCCUUCUUCUUUAAAUGCAUCCCAAGUAAAAGAUGAUACAACACCUAAUGUGGACCACUUUUUGUACGACGUUGUGUAUAAUUGUAUAUAAGAGUUGCCUUCUGCCAACCAUUAAAAUAUUUAAUGUCGCUUGUUUAUAGAAAUGCCUGGUUUGAUGUGCCAAACUAAAUUUAUAUAUUUAUAUAUAUUAUAUAUUAUCAGUGUGA
Messenger RNA from Mobula hypostoma (lesser devil ray), 1405 nucleotides. RefSeq names its product myogenic differentiation 1 (gene myod1). The coding region runs from base 132 to 959 and encodes 275 amino acids. The record is from RefSeq and is a predicted model, not a curated record. Lineage: Eukaryota; Metazoa; Chordata; Chondrichthyes; Myliobatiformes; Myliobatidae. The transcript has 3 exons. Gene Ontology annotation, molecular function: DNA-binding transcription factor activity, RNA polymerase II-specific; RNA polymerase II cis-regulatory region sequence-specific DNA binding; protein dimerization activity. Gene Ontology annotation, biological process: skeletal muscle cell differentiation; regulation of transcription by RNA polymerase II; positive regulation of skeletal muscle fiber development.